Messenger RNA from Populus euphratica (Euphrates poplar), 1852 nucleotides. Its product is annotated as SEC14 cytosolic factor family protein / phosphoglyceride transfer family protein. The record is from RefSeq and is a predicted model, not a curated record. The coding region runs from base 271 to 1683 and encodes 470 amino acids. Lineage: Eukaryota; Viridiplantae; Streptophyta; Magnoliopsida; Malpighiales; Salicaceae. The transcript is spliced from 7 exons.
AGAUGGAAACUUUACAGCUACAAGGAAAAACACAAGGCAAUCAAAACAUUACACAAGAAAUCUGUCUUUUUCUUGUUUCCCUUUCCUCACGGUAAAAGAUGGAACCAAAAAACUGUGCCUUUCCUUCUCUGUCUCCCUUUUGAAUCGUCUUGACGUCGUUUGAUUAGAUCCAUAUGAAGAUUUUCCGAUUGGAUUUUGCGCAAAACCCAUUUGAUGAAAUGCCACCAGUUUAAAUAAGGGAAAUAAAUUGGGUGAACCCUCUCCCAUGGGAUGGAAGACCCACUGCAUAAUUUUGGUAAAAAUCAAGGGCAAGGGCAGACUGCUGUUUAUAAGAGAAAAAUAAUUGCUUCUAGUCUUAAAGCAUGUCCUCUGAGUGCUUACAAGCAUAUAGUUUCUUCAAGUCAUGGUAAUGGCCCAGUCGGUCAGGUAGCAAUAUUUUUACUAAAAGUUGCUGCGUUAGAGACAGUGCGAAGGGUUUCGAGGUGUAAAUGUCCCCAUGUGUGGAAUGGUCUUCAGGCUUUGCAACUUCUUUGCUAUCCACCUUUUAAGUGGAUUCAAAGAUGGGCUCCCUUCAAGGGCUUGGUUAAAGGCGUACAGAUGUUUUCAAGGCCAUUAUUAGUCCUUUCGGUUGCAACGGCUAUAUCUGAUCAAUCAAACCGCAGCGGUGAAAACUCAAAUGGCACUAGUAAUUCUCAUGCUGAUUCAGAAACAUGUUCUGAGUCGCUCUCUGCACAUUCUUCUUUUGAAACUAGAACUUCUAGUGGGGCCUCUCAAAGUCUAGCAUCUGAAAAUUGGUUGAUACAACUGCUUACAGAACUAGAAAAUCAAGGAAUCACAUUACCAGAAAGAAUUAAUGAGAACGAGCUCCGUAGAUUUUAUACUGCUGCAAAUGGGGACUUUUCAUGCUUUUUAUUGUCAAUUAAGAAGACAAUCCGUUGGAGGGAGACUUACAGAAUUCUUUCACAACAAGAGCUUGAAAUGUGGUCAAAUAUGGUCUUCUGGCAUGAUCUUGAUAUGCUGAACCGACCUUGCCUCAUUGUGCGGCUUGGUCUAGCUUGUUCCAACUUGCCAUCUCAUGAGAGACCUCGAUUUGCUCAAGCAAUCAUAUCUCAGGUAGAGCAUGGAGUCCAGCAUUUAGUUGAUGAAGAUAGUCCACAGAUUACAGUUAUUGUGGAUUGUGAUGGCAUAUCUCCAUUGAAAAUCCCCAUGCAAAUAAUGAGAUCCUGUUCUACACUUCUGCAAGAUAACUUCCCCAAUUGUCUUGGCCAUUUGCUUGUUAUACGGCUUCCUCCAGUAGUUCGAGUAAUUGCACAAACCUUAAUUCAAGUUCUGAAACCUGUCACGAGGAAGAAGCUGAGAAUUGAUGGGAACAUGAACCACAGGGUUCUCUCUAAGUACCUUAAAACAAUCCCAUCAUGUUUUGGAGGCAAUUGCACUUGUCAGAUAUGCUCAGACAUUCACGUUAGGCAGCAGCCUCGAUCUAUAAAUGAGAUCGACAUGGCUAGGCCUUAUUUUAGUGAUGGUGAGGAUCUUCCUUCACCUCGACAGACUAGUCAGGCUGAUGUUCACGUGAGUGAUAACUGGAACCACUUGUUGAGAACUCUUGUAAUUGGCAUUCUUAUGGUGUGGCUUGUUAUAGCACUCAUAGCUGGAAUAUAUGAUCCCGAGAGCCGUCCCUUUUAGUCUUCUCAAGGCAGAGUAAAGCAGACCUUCUGUUUUCGUAAUUUUCAGGUUGCUUAUCCCUGCGAAUCCUAUUCCUACGGUGGCCAAAAUAAAUGUUUGUAAGAAUAAGAAUGAUUUAAACUGUUGAGAAAAAAUGUAUUUUUUUAAUCCAAUUCCUUUUUUCUUAUCA